UUGUGUUGGGACUUCCUGCCUUGGAGUAUAGUAAUAGGAAGGGAUUUUUCCUUUUAAGAUGACAAACGUAUAUACCCCCCCCCCUUCCUCAGAUUUGGGAACCGCCAGCUCACUUUAACGCUUUUCUGCGUGCACUUUAAUGGGAGUAUGAUAAUGAGCUGAUUGGGUGCUGGAGCGGAAUAAGGAAUCGGGUUUUUGUUUUCCUGAGAUUUGUUAGACCCUCUUAGGAUGCUGGGUGCUUAGUACAAGUUACCAAUUACAACAGUGUGCUCGAAGCAAAUUCUGAUUCGGAUGAUGAAGACAAAUUGCACAUAGUGGAAGAGGAAAGUGUUACAGACGCAGCAGAUGGCGAGGGCAGCGUUCCAGAAGAUGACUUGCCAACAGACCAAACAGUAUUACCAGAAGGCAGCGAGAGCGCAAAGGGGAGCGGCAAAACUUGCUGGGAAGAUGAAGAAGGGGCAGAUUGCAGUGAUGAGAUCCUGGGGCCUGAAGCCGAAGCUGAUGAACUUGGAUGUACAGUUAAAGAUGAAGAAUGCGAUUCAGACCUAGAAAAUGAACAAAACCAAGAUCCCAACGUUGAAGAAUUCCUACAGCAAAGCGACACUGCUGUAAUCUAUCCGGAAGCGCCAGAGGAUGACCAGAGGCAAGGCACGCCGGAGGCGGUUGGUCAAGAUGAAAAUGGAACGCCAGACGCAUUCUCCCAGCUCCUCACCUGCCCGUAUUGUGACAGGGGAUACAAGCGCUUCACGUCUUUGAAGGAACAUAUUAAGUACCGCCAUGAGAAAAAUGAAGACAAUUUCAGUUGCUCGAUGUGUAGUUAUACCUUUGCUUAUAGAACCCAGCUUGAUCGUCACAUGACCUCUCAUAAAUCAGGAAAAGAUCAGAGACAUGUGACGCAGUCUGGAGGCAACCGUAAAUUCAAAUGCCCUGAGUGUGGAAAAGCUUUUAAAUACAAACACCAUCUGAAAGAACACUUACGGAUUCACAGUGGAGAGAAGCCAUACGAGUGCCCAAACUGCAAGAAGCGAUUUUCUCAUUCUGGUUCCUACAGUUCCCACAUAAGCAGUAAGAAAUGUAUCGGUGUGGCGCCUGUGAAUGGACGCGUGCGCUCAGGGCUGAAGACUCCCCAGUGCUCCUCCCCGUCCCUUUCUGCUUCUCCGGGAAGUCCAGCUCGACCACAGAUCCGCCAGAAGAUAGAGAACAAACCUUUGCAAGAGCAGAUUCCAGUUAACCAAAUCAAAACCGAACCUGUGGAUUAUGAAAUCAAGCCUAUCGUGGUGACAUCAGGAAUCAACUGCUCAGCCCCUUUGCAAAAUGGGGUGUUUAGUAGUGGUAGCCGUUUGCAGGCAACUAAUUCUCCUCAGGGUGUUGUACAAGCUGUUGUUCUGCCAACUAUGGGUCUGGUGUCCCCCAUAAGUAUUAACCUUAAUGACAUUCAGAAUGUUCUUAAGGUGGCAGUUGAUGGGAAUGUAAUAAGACAAGUAUUAGAAAAUAACCAUGUCAGUCUUGCAUCCAAAGAACAAGGGACUCUCACCUCCGCCACAAUCCAACAAGCCGGCCAUUCUGUUAUUUCCGCUAUUAGUCUUCCAUUGGUUGAUCAAGACGGUACAACCAAGAUCAUCAUCAAUUACAGCUUAGAGCAACCUAGUCAGCUUCCCCUCGUUGCGCAAAAUUUGAAAAAAGAAGCCACAGCUCCUGCAGAAGUCUGCAAAACGGAGAAGUUGCCAGAAGAUCUCACUAUCAAAACUGAAAAGGAUACUAAGUUUACAGAAGAAAGCACUUGUUUACUUGGUGCCGAUCACCCAGGAGACAAAAAUGCACUUCAAGAACCCAAGCACUAUGAUCAGAAAAAGAACAGCCUACUUCCAGAGAGUAGCAAAGCCGAACCUAUCAAAUCCGAGCCAACUUCUGCCGACCCCGAAGAUGGCAAUCUUACUCCAAGCCAACCACCUUUAAAGAAUCUCUUAUCUCUUCUGAAAGCAUACUAUGCUUUAAAUGCUCAGCCGAGCUCCGAGGAACUUUCUAAAAUUGCAGAUUCAGUAAACCUACCACUCGACGUGGUAAAAGACUGGUUUGAAAAAAUGCAGAAUGGAGAAAUAUCUGUGGAGUCAUCUCGGCCCUCAUCUCCAAAACCUGGACAAGACAGUGUUACAGAAAACAGUGUGGAAUCUAAAGAUGAAAGUGGAUUGCAUAACGGCACGAACGUUUCACUGAAAUCCCCCAAACAAGAACCUGAGGAACCGUUAGCUGUUAAUGGUCCAGAAAGUGGCACAGCUUCUCCUACACCACUAAACCUCUCUUCUUUAAAAAACUCAGAAGGUGCAGCCUGCUCCGAUGGAACCCCAGAUGGGGAGCAGCAGGCCGAGCCUCUUGAUCUAUCCUUACCAAAGCCACAUGGAAAUGUGCCGGAGCGACCUUCCAUCACUAGUGUUUACCAGAGCAGUUCAUAUUCUGUUCAAGAAGAACCCUUGAACUUGUCUUGUGUUAAAAAAGAGCCAAUGCAAGUGGACGAUGUUACAAAAGCAGAGCCAAUGCUAAUUAUUAACCCAAGUGCCAAUCCAAUAAAUAUUGCUAUUCCUACAGUCACUGCCCAGUUACCUACAAUCGUUGCCAUUGCCGAUCAAAACGGUGUUCCGUGUUUAAGAGCUCUAGCUGCCAGUAAGCGAACUAUCUUGAUUCCCCAAGUGACGUACACUUACUCAACCACUGCUAAUCCUUCAGUACCGGAACCGCAACUCAAGAACAUCCAGCCUAAUGGAAAUCAGGAUGAGCGGCAGGAUACAAGCUCGGAAGGAGUGUCAAAUGUAGAAGAUCAGAAUGACUCUGAUUCCACCCCACCCAAAAAGAAACUGAAAAAAACAGAGAACGGUCUCUAUGCCUGUGACCUCUGUGACAAAAUUUUCCAGAAAAGCAGCUCACUGCUGAGACAUAAGUAUGAACACACAGGUAAGAGGCCACAUGAAUGUGGAAUCUGUGCAAAGGCAUUUAAACACAAACACCAUUUAAUUGAGCAUAUGCGCCUACAUUCUGGAGAAAAGCCCUAUCAAUGUGACAAAUGUGGGAAACGGUUUUCGCACUCCGGAUCCUACUCUCAGCACAUGAACCACCGCUACUCUUACUGCAAGAAGGAAGCCGAGGAACGAGAUGGCAUGGAGCAGGAAGAAUCCGCUCAGGAGAUCCUUGGCAACGAGAACGUGGAUUCCCAGGUGUCUCCAUCUCAGAUAGACUCUGAUGAGCGCGAGAGCAUAACCCGGGAGGAAGACAGUGAGAAGGAAGAGGAGGAUAAGGAAGAAGACGAUAAGGAAGAGGAGGAUGAGAAAGAGGAGGAUAAGGAAGAGGAGGAAAAGGAAGAGGAGGAUGAGAAAGAGGAGGAUGAGAAAGAUAUGGAUGAUGGACAGGAAGAAAAGGAACAUGUUGGAGAGGGGGAAAUGGAAGAGGGAGAAGCAGAACCAUUGGCAGGUACUUUGAAGGAUGAAGAAUGUGUAGAGGAAGACAAAUGUUUGGAAGAAGAGGUCACAGAAGAGAAUGUAUCGGAGAAAGCCCUCCCUCAGCCGUAGCCAGACUCCUCCUAUUUUCCCAAGGUGGAAAAGGCUUUUUUUUGAAGUUAUAAUGAAGUCUAUUCUAUAAUAUACAUGCUUCUUUCUCUGAAACACAGUAGCUUAAAUACUGUGAUUUCUGUUUCACUACUGUGUUUAAAAAAGAAAAAAAACAAAAACAAAAAAUCCAGGUGUGCCUGAAAUCUCAAACUUAGAAAUUUUUCACAGCAAUUUUAAAAAAAAAAAAAUUUAGGAAACAAGUUUGUUACAUGCAACGUCAAAGAUAUAUAUAUAUAGAAAUAAUGACUUGGAAGUUAAAGAAAAAAAGAAAAAAAAAAAAGGAAAAAAAUCAGGUUUUAAGGAACCUAUUCAUUCUGCUCAUACACACAUCUGGAACCCUUGCUUUUAUCAGUAUUACAUUUCAUUUAUUGUGUCGGUUAGUUUGUACAUUUGGGAGAAAAAUGUUCUUUUUUUUCUGUUCAGACAUUUUACUAAAAGUCCGCUUCAGUAUUUUAUUUUAUAAAAAAAAAGAAAAAAUGUGAGUAUAACUGCACUACAGAAUUCCUUUUACAAAUAAUGCAUAUUGGUAUAUGGAACGGAACCGCUGCCUCGGUGCUCCUGCCGAGAGGGGCGCGGGCGGAGGCUCCCAGAGGAUAGAGUUUUCAAGUUUAUCAUUUACAGCAGAUUGUUUUUUGUUUUAGCCUUAAGACAAAAUGUGUUGGGGGAGGGGCGAUGAAUUUUGGGGGAGGGGGUAAAGGGCGUGUUCUUAUUGAUGUGGUUAAAUUGAUGUAUUAAGAGUUUCUUGAUUGCAGGGAAUAACCCAGUCGAUGGGCUUUCAGUUGCCUACAGAGGUCGCUCUGCAACUCUGUGCUUUGCCGGAAGUUCUAGAUCGUCUUGAAGGCCCCAGGUUACCCAUACCUGGAAUACCCGUUUAUACUGGGACAGCAAAAAACAAAAACCAACAGUUCAUAAUUGCUUGAACGUGUAGUAUAAAAAUGAAGGAUAUGAAGCUAUGUAUCUCCUUUUGGCCUUAUGCAAGACCUCUGUGCUGUUAGUGCCAUUUUCAGUAUUCUAAAGGCUUACAUUUGCCUGUGUUUGACUCUUGAGGGUGCCCAAUGGGUGUGCAAUGCAUGACAAUCCCUUCUGGCACUCAAAGGGUUCAUGGGGGGGUCUAUAAUAACUAGCAUUUGUGGUCUGAUAAUAUUUUUUAAAGAGAACCUAUAUUUCUGAACUUUUAUUUUGUAUAUAAUAUCUGUGUUUCUGUGUUAAUGUUGCUUUUUGUGUUUUGAUAGGAAACUGAAGUUCUUGAGCACAUAGGAUCUUCUGUCUUGCAUCAUAUCCCCCCAUACCUCCCUAUUGUUUGGCACUGUCCAGGAUAUGGGUGGAGCUUACUAGAAAGUGGGAGGAGUUUGGAGCCGAGUAGGGUUGUUAUAGGAGUGGUUUUAAUUAGUGGCGGUAACAUUUCCCAAUGGGAAUAGUGGGAGCUAUGCUUUCUGGGAAUAUUCCGUCUUGCCAAUAUUUUCUCCAUAAAAUGCUAAUUAUUAUGGACCUCGUUCAUUAAUGGUGUUAGCUAAGAUUACCUAUCAGUAUUAUUUUACGUUUUUAUUUAGUUUAGUCCUGUGCAACAUUUUUUUUUUGUUUUGUACUGUAUGUCUUCAAAACCCGGCAGUAUUAAUACCCCCCCCCCCCCUCCUUCCUUCUUACUGACGUACCCUUUUAGUUUUAGAAAACUUUUAUAUUUAUGUGUCUUAUUUUUAUAUUUCUUUAUUUAUUACACAGUCUCUAGUGUAUAAAACUGUAGUUUGUAUUAAUACAAUAAUAUAUUUUAGUAUGAAAUUUUGGAAAGUUGAUAAGAUUUAAAAAAAAAAUGAAAAAAAAAAUAGUAGAGAACCAAACAGCGCUCUCUCUCUCGCAUUGAGAUUUAACAGUGUUACGUUGACAUUUUUACUUGCCUUGGACUGUAGGAGAGGUAACUUGAGACAGAAAUGUAUGUAUUAGAUUCACCGUUGCAGACAUCUUGCUCUUAUCUGGUUUUUAAUAGUUAAAAAGACAAACGCCGAUGCUGUGGGGCUGCGUCCGAGCUCUGCCAUUGGUUACAGGGCGCCACAGGGGUAAUGGUCUCUAGCAAAGCCAAAUUAGAAUUUUACAUUUUACAAUACAGUAUUGGGAAUUUGGGAACAAUGUUUAACAUUUUUGUGCCAAUUUGUUCCAGUAUUCAUGUGUUUUGUUUUUUUGUUUUUGUUCUGUUUUGGGGGGGCGGGGCAGGGAAAAGUAAACAAAACAUAAAGUUUUUAUGUUCAUUGUUAUAUCAUAGUCAUUUUCUAGUUUUUUACCAAGCUCCCUCUCUCACAAUAAAAUACAUCAACCAGU
This is a messenger RNA of Xenopus tropicalis (tropical clawed frog), 5906 nucleotides long. It is a transcript of the gene zeb1, whose product is annotated as zinc finger E-box binding homeobox 1. The coding region runs from base 810 to 3557 and encodes 915 amino acids. The transcript has 9 exons. Lineage: Eukaryota; Metazoa; Chordata; Amphibia; Anura; Pipidae. The record is from RefSeq and is a predicted model, not a curated record. Gene Ontology annotation, molecular function: DNA binding. Gene Ontology annotation, cellular component: nucleus.